ACCCAGACCGAGAAUCACUGGGUCACUGAAAAGAACAAGCCAGUCCGCAUGGUCUUUCUGGAUCUGGAGAAGGCUUUCGACUGCGUUCCCCAUGACCUCAUCUGGGCCUCCCUCCGACGUCACCACGUACCCGAAACCUACAUCAGCUGGGUGCAACUCUUAUACCAAGACGUCAGGAGCGUGGUUCGAUGCACAGCUGGGAUAUCACCUCCUUUUAACAUCAAUGUAGGAGUCCACCAAGGAUCGGCUCUUUCGCCCUUGCUUUUCAUCACAUGCAUGGACACAGUGACACAGGACCUCCAGACGCCCCAUCCAUGGUCCUUACUCUAUGCUGAUGAUGUGUUCCUUGCCGACAGGGAGCGGCAAGACCUCCAAGACCAAGGGCAGCAGUGGAAAGAUCGCCUGGAUGCAAAUGGCUUGCGACUCAACCUCACAAAGACGGAGUACCUAGAGUGUGGCCCCCAGACUGAUGGUAGCAUUUGCAUCGACGGAACGGAUUUAAAGAAAGUUCAACACUUUAAGUAUCUCGGAUCAAUACUCUCAUCGAACGGUGACACCCUCCCAGAUGUCUAUAAGAUCAUUGUACGCCCUGUAGCCCUGUAUGGAGCUGAAUGUUGGCCAGCGACUGCCAAACAUGGCCAGCUUCUACACGCCAUGGAAAUGCGUAUGCUCCUCUGGUCACUCGGGCUGACAAGGCUAGACCACGUCAUGAACAUCGACGUCAGGAAGCGGAUGGGAAUAGCGCCGAUUAAGGAGAAGAUGCUUGAGGCUCGUCUUCGCUGGUACGGCCAUGUAACACGCAGCCAUGAGAAUUCAGUGGCGAAGACAGCUAUGCACCUUGACCCACCCGGUAACCGGCCACGUGGCCGCCCAAAGAUGAGAUGGAUGGACCGGAUCAAGCAAGAUAUGAAGGACGUGCAAGUCGCCCCAGAGGACACUACUGACCGGAAUAAAUGGAGAGCGGCCUGCCAAAAAGCGGACCCUGCACCUGCGCGGGACAAACGCUAG
Carassius carassius (crucian carp) is the source of this 1008-nucleotide messenger RNA. RefSeq lists its product as uncharacterized. NCBI's taxonomy places the organism in Eukaryota, Metazoa, Chordata, Actinopteri, Cypriniformes, Cyprinidae. The record is from RefSeq and is a predicted model, not a curated record. The annotation marks the transcript as partial. The transcript has a single exon.